AUGUUGUCGAACAAUAGUGCUAUGUAUAAUGACAAAAAUCAAACAGGGACGAGUCUAUCACCUACAUGGACGGAAAGUUGGAACAUAAGUAUAACACACACAAUAGAUGAUCGGACAGAAUAUUUGGUAUUUCUGGGGCAGGUUAAUUUGGCAGAGAAAAUUAUAUUAAUUAUUUUCGCUAUUUUCACAAUUCUGGGCAACAGUUUGGUUUUGGUGGCGACCUGGAGAGAAAGAAAUCUUCAUCAACCAAAUAAAUAUUUUAUUGCUUGUCUGGCCAUCGCUGAUCUUUUGGUUGGCACUAUUUAUGAACCAUUGAAGGUGUAUUACCGUAAUCUCGACAAGGAAUUGAUACGUAGCAUGUCUAUUCAUCUAUGUCGUUUUAUUGUGUGGAUAGAUACCUUUGCGUUAACAGCAUCUAUUUAUUCACUGACAUUUAUCAGUCUUGACCGAUUUUUUAAAAUCAGGAAGCCACUUCAAUAUCAAUCCAGAAUGACAUCUUCCAAAUCAUUGAAAAUAAUCUUUAUCAUUUGUUUGAUUGCAACUGCCUUUGCCACCUACGCCGCCACUCCUCAUUCAGGAAGCAGCUAUGGCCUUGUCUGCAGCACCGUCGAUGUUAAUAAAAUGAAAGGAUACUAUACCUUUCUGGCAGUAAGUGCAUUUUUUCUACCCACGGCAGUCAUGCUUGUUAUGUACGCUCUCAUUUUUGUUGCUGUUCAUAAACGACAAAAGAUGUUGCGAAAUGGCGAACUGGGUCAAACCUGCAAUGGUCGGAACCAACAAAGUGCCUUUCUUCGAGAUCUGAAGACUAUUAGAAUGUUAUUGAUUAUCGUGGGAGCGUUCACGUUUUGUUGGGGUCCUAACUUUAUUUAUUUAUUGCUUAGGUACUACAAUCCAUAUUUUAUUGAUAUGCGUGGCUGGUCAGUCAGCGAUUGGCGUCGGAUUAUUAUAACCGAGUCAGUAGUUUUUGCACUUCCUUAUUUUAACAGUAUAUGUAAUCCAAUAAUUUAUGCCUGUAUGGACGAAACGUACAGAAAGGCUUUCAAAAAUCUGUUUCAGCAAAUGAUGUGCCGAUCAAGCUCAAGAAGACGACAAGCACCUGAGGCAAUAGAGCUACGUCCACUGAGAGCUAGAUAA
Messenger RNA from Paramuricea clavata, 1134 nucleotides. The record is from the annotation of a GenBank genome assembly. NCBI's taxonomy places the organism in Eukaryota, Metazoa, Cnidaria, Anthozoa, Malacalcyonacea, Plexauridae.